AUGAACAGCAUAAAGCAAAAAAGUACUGAAGAACAUGUUGCAGAGGACAGAAACAUCAACCUGACCUGUACAUAUGAGGGUACUAUCUACAAUAUCCAGUGGUACCGACAAUACCAGAGAUCCAGACCAGAGUUCCUGCUCUACAUCACAGAGGGAGGGUUGAUUCAACCAAUUAGCUCUGAUUUCUCAGCUCACAUUGACAAGUCAAAGAAAAGUGUUAAACUGGAGAUCAUCUCAGCUAAGGUGUCUGACUCUGCUGUUCUUUUACCACAUGAAAUAACAGAGCUGUCUCUUCAUUUAGGAGUCAGCUGUGAAGAACUCACUCCAAUAGAGAAAGAAGAGAACAGUUUAGGAGGCAGCUCUGUUACUCUGUCCUACAGAUACUCCAAACAAGCAGGAUAUACUGAUUAUUUCUUCUGGUAUCGACAAUAUCCAGGAAAACCACCAGAGUUCAUCAUCUUUCAUUUGGGAUCGCAAAAUGAAACAAACUCUGGACUGUCUGUUUCAGCGAGUGAGGAUAAAACCAAAAUGGAUCUUCAGAUCUCCUCUGCUGCAGUGACAGACUCUGCUCUGUACUACUGUGCUGUGAGGCCCACAGUGACAGCAAACCCACAGUCUCUGUACAAAAACACAAGCUGACACACUGACAAGCUGCUGGAAGACUUUUUCUACACUGUUGUACUGAACUUUGUACCUCCACUAGAGGGCGACAUUAUCAAGUAGG
This is a messenger RNA of Perca fluviatilis (European perch), 724 nucleotides long. RefSeq lists its product as uncharacterized. The record is from RefSeq and is a predicted model, not a curated record. The coding region runs from base 1 to 639 and encodes 212 amino acids. The transcript is spliced from 2 exons. NCBI's taxonomy places the organism in Eukaryota, Metazoa, Chordata, Actinopteri, Perciformes, Percidae.